Effrenium voratum is the source of this 1041-nucleotide messenger RNA. The record is from the annotation of a GenBank genome assembly. NCBI's taxonomy places the organism in Eukaryota, Dinophyceae, Suessiales, Symbiodiniaceae.
AUGAUGGCGGAGAACUCGGUGUUUCUGGCCACCAAGCCUCGAGGCAGGGACACACGGCUGAAGCUGGACACCCUGAAGCGGUCUGAGAGCAGGCUGACUGGGCGCCGGCGCGCCGUGCAGGCUGAUGUGAUGCUUCAGACCAGGCGCUGCAUCAACCUGGCCUUCCGGUAUAUGCAAAUGAGAUACCACGACCGCAUCGACUACUUGAAGAAGCUCUUCGAUUCGAAGCUAUCCAAGGGUGGCAGCGUGCACCGUCCGGAGCAGUAUGGCAUCUCCAACGAGGAGCUCAAGGGGCUUGCCAUCAAGAUGGGCCUUCCGGAGCAAGAGGUGAACAACUUGGACGUGCAGUUCCGGCACUACGACUUCGACGGCAGUGGCACUCUGGACUUAGAGGAGGUGCGGAACAUCUUGGCGGACAUGGGCCUCACACCGCAGAACCGCGAGGAGAAGUUGGAGGUGGUGGAAUGCAUCAAUGAAAAGAUUCAAAAGAUAGGCUGUGAGGAGUUUGGCUUCGAAGGCUUCCUGGACCUCUCCAAGUCGGUGCGCGAGCGGCUGAAGCAGGUGCAAAGCAUCAAGUGCUGGAGGCUCUUCCAUGAGGCAGACAUCCAUGGCCGGGACAGCCUGGAUACCAAGGAAAUUAUGAACCUGCUGGAAAACAAGUUGGGCUUCUACCUCCGUUCCCCGGAGGAGACCUCUGAGGCCACAAACAUCUUCACGCAGUGCGAUGCAGAUGGGGACGGCUCAAUGAACCUGGAUGAGUUCCAGACAUUUGUCCAGAAGGUCCGCGCCAAGCUGCUGACGCUGCGCCGCAGAGAGGAGGUCCUCAUCGCCAAGAAGUUUGACCUCGAGCCCGAGCUCAUGCACGAGUUUCGGGCGAGCCUGCCGUUCCUCUGGAAGGUCUUCGAGCGAUACUCCUUCAACAAGCCUGAACAAGGCGUUCGGAGGGAGGACCUGCUGCCGUUCAUGGUGGACGCCGGGGUGGCGCCGCCCAACACGGAGGAUCCACAGCCACCUGGCCGAGAGCGGAUGGUGAGCGGAUGA